GCCAUGUCAAAAGAUAACCAAACACACUUCAGUGAGUUUCUCAUUGUGGGUUUCCCAGGACUUCUACCUAAUUAUUACCCACUGGUGUCAUCUGUUUUUUUCCUAGUCUACCUGGCAACUUUUGUUGGGAACAGUCUUAUUUUGGGUUUAGUAGUUUCAGAGACAAGUCUCCACAAACCUAUGUAUUUCAUCAUUUGCAAUCUUGCUCUGUCAGACCUGCUGUUCAGUACGCUCACUUUGCCAAAAAUCAUCGCCAGGUACUGGUUUAACGCUGGAGCCAUUCCAUUUACAGCUUGCUUUAUGCAGAUGUUUUUAGUGCAUUAUUUGGGAUCUGUAAAUUCGUUUAUCUUAAUGGUAAUGGCUAUUGAUCGGUACGUUGCAAUACGCAAUCCUCUCAGAUACCAAUCAAUAAUGAGCAGCACAACAGUCUUUAAUCUUUGUGCUUUCUCCUGGCUCGUAACCCUGAUACCCCCCAUUGUCAUGACCAUCCGAGCAUUCCCUUUGCCUUACUGUGAAUCCAAUGCUAUAAUUCACUGUUAUUGUGACCACAUUGGUAUAACCCAGCUAGCAUGUACAGACAUCACAUCAUAUUCUCUGUUGGCGUUUAUUUUUGCUAUGCUGGUGUUGCUGCUGCCCCUGUCUUUCAUCAUAUUUUCUUACAUACAAAUUAUUGUCUCUGUCCUAAAGAUUGCAAGUCCUGAAGGUCGGUACAAAACGUUUUCGACUUGCAGCGUUCAGUUGAUCAUCAUCUCUUUAUAUUAUGUGCCGAGAUCUUUUGUUUACAUGGCAAGCAGGUUUAAAAUUACAGUCAAUCCUGAUUUCCGCAUCCUUAUGAUAGUGAUGUACAGUCUCCUACCUCCAAUGAUAAACCCAUUGAUAUACUUCCUGAGGACAAAAGAAAUCAAAACAAGUUUAUUGAAGAAGUUAAGGGUUAAACGAGUGACUCACAUUCACGGACAUACUGUUUGCAACUAA
Messenger RNA from Polyodon spathula (Mississippi paddlefish), 975 nucleotides. Its product is annotated as olfactory receptor 2AT4-like. The record is from RefSeq and is a predicted model, not a curated record. Lineage: Eukaryota; Metazoa; Chordata; Actinopteri; Acipenseriformes; Polyodontidae. Gene Ontology annotation, molecular function: olfactory receptor activity; G protein-coupled receptor activity. The coding region runs from base 4 to 975 and encodes 323 amino acids. Gene Ontology annotation, biological process: G protein-coupled receptor signaling pathway. The transcript has a single exon. Gene Ontology annotation, cellular component: membrane.